GUGACUCCGAAGCAUAAUGUCAACAACCACAACAACCAAAUCGAAAUCUAGCAGAGAGAACCGCCAAGGCCGUCGCUUCCGGACGGGCUGUAAGACCUGUAAGUCGAGACGGAUCCAAUGCGAUGAAACGAGACCAGCGUGCAACGCUUGCGUGAAGCAAGGUCGCACGUGUCCCGGAUAUCAGCGCGAGUUCAAAUGGUCGACUAAGCAUGAGGUUUCUUCGGCGCGUGUACGGAGGAGGACGGCUGGGAGCGAGGGAGGGGAUUCAAUAACAGGCGUGGCGGGGGAAAGUCCCGAGUCGACGGGCUCGACGAUGGAAUUAGAGAAUAAGCAGUUGGAGGAGGCAUUUGAUGCUGUGUCUGAGCUGUUAGCGUCGGAGGGGGUUGGAGAUUGCAAUGAUGUUGGCGAGAAUGGUGGAAUACCAACUGUCGGGAGUUUGGAUGGACUGGCGGAGUUGUAUGGGAGGAUCUAUGGGGAUAGCUAUGGAUGGUUGAUGGGGCUGGAUGAGGAUGUUCAGGCUCAAGCUCAGGCUCAAGUUGUGUCGCAAGGACAGGAGGAUUACCCAGAAGAUGCUCAGGCAGAUCCUCCUGUCAGCGUCCUGGAAGAGGAUGAAGUGGAUGAGCCAGCCGCAUUCGAAGCACUCCUCCAGGGCGAUGUUCUCGCUCGCGAGAAUGAUGUACCACAACCCAUCCUCUCCGUCCCAACCAUGACGGAAACCACCACUUUCUUGAUCGAAUACUGGUUCAAGAACGUGUGUUCGAUGUGGUCGAGCUUCGACUCGGACCGCAACCUCAUCCGCAAGCUGGCGUCUCACACAUGGAGCCACAACGCCGCCGUCUUCCACAGUCUGCAGACCAUGUCAGCCCUACACCUGUCCGAGCAACUGCCUCACCUCCACGCCACAGCCACCACCUCGUGGACCGCAGCUAUGCAGUCCAUCCAGCAGGAGCUAGCCUCCUUCACGCAGCACAAAACCUCUCCACCGCAAUUCCCCACAGGCCUCCUCCUUGCCCUCGCCGGCAUCGGCACGACCACCUGCUGGACCGACAGCCAGCAACUGGGGAUUCCCCUUCUCCAGAAGAUGAAAACCAUUCUGGCAUACUACAACCAGCCGGGCAUGCUCAGCGCGAGCACCACGGACCGGACGUACCUCGAGUUCUUCAACGACAGCUGCGCCUACUGGGACAUCUUGUGCCGCGUGGUCACCGACGAGCCGGAUGCCACGACCGCUACUACCACCCUCAUCGGCCCGAUCCCCGGUUCUUCUUGGAUCACAACAACGACCACAUUCACCUCCCCCCACCCCUGGGUCGGCGUCUCCCGCCACAUUCUGGAUCUCUUCGCACACACCAUCCUCCUCUGCAGACGCCACAGCAAGCGCCUCCGCUCCCCCAGCCACGCCACCCUGCACUCCCUCCAAGAACUCAUCCGCGACAUCCACGCCGCCCGCUCCCUCCACCAGACCCUAUCAUCCCUGACCCUCCAGUCCAGCAACCUCACCGAAACGGGGGACGCACAGACCCCGCUCUCUCAUCUAGUAGAUGUCGCCGAGGGCUACCGCCUCGCCGCCCUGCUCCAUCUAUAUCAAACCUUCCCGGAUCUCCGGGACGACCACACGCGAGAGCUGGGUCCCGAGGAGAUCUCGACUUGGAGUCUGCAAACCCUGGCCCUCGAGUUGCUGGACCUGGUCAAAAAAAUCCCAUUGGAGUCGGGCUCGCGGGUAAUUCAACCGCUGUUAUAUCUGUCCAUCGCGACGGGGUUGCGGGCCCCGGACUCGUCGAGUGCGGAAGGGCCGCUCAGCCCGAUGGCCCUGCAAGUGAGUCAGGCAAGGCGGGUGGUGAUGCAGCGGGUCAGUGUGCUGGAGUAUAGUCUGCCCUCGAAACCGAUCCGGGUGCUGAAGGCGCUGAUUCAGAGGAUCUGGGAGGUCGGGGAUCGCGAGGUGGAGGUGGGUGUUGUGGGCGGGAUGGGGAAGCAUUGGAGUGAGGUGAUGGAGGAGGGGAGGUUGAGGACUAUGUUUGGGUGA
Aspergillus uvarum CBS 121591 is the source of this 2023-nucleotide messenger RNA. Its product is annotated as Zn(II)2Cys6 transcription factor. Bases 17 to 2023 code for a protein of 668 amino acids. Gene Ontology annotation, molecular function: DNA-binding transcription factor activity, RNA polymerase II-specific; zinc ion binding; transcription cis-regulatory region binding. The record is from RefSeq and is a predicted model, not a curated record. The transcript is spliced from 2 exons. Gene Ontology annotation, cellular component: nucleus. Gene Ontology annotation, biological process: positive regulation of transcription by RNA polymerase II. NCBI's taxonomy places the organism in Eukaryota, Fungi, Ascomycota, Eurotiomycetes, Eurotiales, Aspergillaceae.